GUCGCUAAAGUACGACCUAAAGACGCUAAAGUACGAUCUAAAGACGCUAAAGUACGAUCUAAAGACGCUAAAGUACGACCUAAAGACGCUAAAGUACGACCUAAAGACGCUAAAGUACGACCUAAAGACGCUAAAGUACGAUCUAAAGACGCUAAAGUACGACCUAAAGACGCUAAAGUACGAUCUAAAGACGCUAAAGUACGACCUAAAGACGCUAAAGUACGAUCUAAAGACGCUAAAGUACGACCUAAAGACGCUAAAGUACGACCUAAAGACGCUAAAGUACGACCUAAAGACGCUAAAGUACGACCUAAAGACGCUAAAGUACGAUCUAAAGACGCUAAAGUACGAUCUAAAGACGCUAAAGUACGACCUAAAGACGCUAAAGUACGACCUAAAGACGCUAAAGUACGACCUAAAGACGCUAAAGUACGACCUAAAGACGCUAAAGUACGACCUAAAGACGCUAAAGUACGAUCUAAAGACGCUAAAGUACGACCUAAAGACGCUAAAGUACGACCUAAAGACGCUAAAGAACGACCGAAAGCAGUUUAA
Messenger RNA from Physella acuta, 555 nucleotides. RefSeq names its product putative splicing factor, arginine/serine-rich 7. Lineage: Eukaryota; Metazoa; Mollusca; Gastropoda; Physidae. The record is from RefSeq and is a predicted model, not a curated record.